AUGUAUGCGAUAAACACUUGGGAUACCAUUUUCUUGGUCAUCGAGUUUGUGGUGUGCCUUUUAGGAAUCGUCUUCAAUGGUUUGGUAAUUCUUACAAUUUGUAGGAGCAUCCAUCAUCUUUCCUCACCGAGCUAUCUCAUUCUAAGCAUCGCAAUCAGUGAUUUUAUUUCCUGUUCAGUGGCUGUUCCAUUUUCGAUCGCAAGACACUUUAGAGAGGGAUGGCCAUUUGGCAUGGCUGGAUGCAAAGCUCAUGCUUUUAUGAUCUUCCUUUUCGCUCUCGUCUCUAUUACUCACCUGGCUAAUAUUUCUGCCGGAAAGUAUUUGAACAUUACGCGGUCUCUUUACAAGAACUCUUACUUUAGCAAGAGACAAAUUCUACUGGUAAUCUUGGCCUCUUGGAUUUUCUCGCUUGGAUUCAGCAUUGCGCCUCUGUUGGGAUGGUCGCGAUAUGGCUUAGAGGGAACUAAUGCUACUUGCUCUAUAAAGUGGGAAUCUACUCGAGGAGGAGAUAAGGCAUAUUUUGGAAUUGUUUUUAUAGCAUGCUACGUAUUUCCAAUCGCAGUGAUCACAUUUUCCUAUUACAAGAUCCACAAGGUUUCCAGAGGGAUCGUUCGCACUUCAUCCCAGAUUGGUUGCAUUGGAUUGACGAUGACACAAGCUUUGUUGAGGAAACACCGCAAAUCAGCCAUGUACUAUUUGGCUAUCAUAAUUGCUUUCAUGGUUUCAUGGUCCCCCUACGCUGUUGUGUCUUUCCUCGCAGUGAUAGGGAGAAAAGUGCACCCAAUUGCAGCCAGCACAUGUAGUGUGUUUGCAAAGAUCUCAUUUAUCCUGAAUCCAAUUCUGUAUGCUAUUUUUUCCCGCAAGUUUCGACGACGGAUGGUUCGCGUUGUUCCUAUGACCAGGCCAAAUCGAGAGGUGAGACCAACUACUUGUGUUCAAAACUCAGCAACAUUGGCUUUGUGA
This is a messenger RNA of Pocillopora meandrina, 963 nucleotides long. The record is from the annotation of a GenBank genome assembly. NCBI's taxonomy places the organism in Eukaryota, Metazoa, Cnidaria, Anthozoa, Scleractinia, Pocilloporidae.